CCUCCUUCCCGCCGCUGAGACUAGGAAGCGGGACGCCAAAUCUGUCCCCGCGCAGCCGCCGCCGCCGGGCGCCGAACGGGGCGGCCGCCCUCCCCGAGGCGCGCCUGCGCACGUUCCCACGCACGCUCCGGCGUACGGCGGCGGCCAGGGGUCGCGAGCCGGUGGAGGACCCGCGCGUGGAGGAUCCCGGAGAGUCAGCGCUUCUUCCCUCCCUCCCCUAUUCCCCUCCCCGCUCCCUCCCCCCCCAAGAAUGUUCCGCUACGAGUCUUUGGAGGAUUGUCCUCUGGAUGAAGAUGAAGAUGCAUUUCAGGGCCUGGGAGAGGAAGAUGAAGAGAUUGAUCAAUUCAAUGAUGAUACAUUUGGGUCAGGUGCAGUUGAUGAUGAUUGGCAGGAAGCACAUGAGCGCCUGGCUGAGUUGGAAGAGAAGCUACCUGUGGCGGUUAAUGAACAAACAGGCAACGGAGAAAGGGAUGAGAUGGACUUGUUAGGUGAUCAUGAGGAGAAUCUGGCAGAAAGGCUCAGUAAGAUGGUGAUUGAAAAUGAACUAGAAGAUCCAGCUAUCAUGAGGGCAGUACAGACCAGGCCAGUGUUGCAACCCCGACCAGGAAGUCUCAAUUCCAGCAUCUGGGAUGGAUCUGAAGUUCUGAGGCGAAUUCGAGGACCACUGCUUGCUCAGGAAAUGCCUACAGUGUCUGUGUUAGAAUAUGCCUUGCCUCAGAGGCCCCCACAGGGCCCAGAAGAUGAUCGGGACGUUUCUGAGCGUGCAUUACCAAGGCGGUCAACUUCUCCUAUCAUUGGGAGUCCUCCUGUUAGAGCUGUCCCCAUAGGCACCCCACCUAAGCAGACGGCUGUACCCAGCUUCAACCAACAGAUUCUGUGUCCGAAGCCUGUCCAUGUUCGACCCCCGAUGCCACCACGCUAUCCUGCUCCCUACGGUGAGAGGAUGUCUCCAAACCAGCUCUGCAGUGUCCCGAACUCUUCCCUACUGGGUCACCCUUUCCCUCCUAGUGUUCCUCCUGUUCUCAGCCCCCUCCAGAGAGCACAGCUUCUUGGAGGAGCACAGCUACAGCCUGGACGGAUGUCUCCCAGCCAGUUUGCACGGGUCCCUGGAUUUGUUGGUAGUCCACUUGCUGCCAUGAAUCCCAAGUUGCUGCAAGGGCGAGUUGGGCAGAUGCUUCCCCCAGCACCAGGCUUCCGUGCCUUCUUUAGUGCUCCAGCCCCUGCUACACCGUCUCCUCCUCAGCAGCACCCUCCUGGCCCAGGGCCUCACCUGCAAAACCUACGAUCACAGGCCCCAAUGUUUAGACCAGACACAACGCACCUUCAUCCACAGCACCGUCGACUCUUGCAUCAGAGACAGCAACAGAAUAGAAAUCAGCAUCGGAAUCUCAAUGGUGCAGGAGAAAGAGGAAGUCACCGGAGCAGUCAUCAGGAUCAUCUCCGAAAGGAUCCAUAUGCCAAUCUCAUGUUGCAGCGAGAAAAAGAUUGGGUCUCUAAAAUCCAGAUGGUGCAGCUGCAAAGCACUGAUCCCUACCUGGAUGAUUUUUAUUACCAGAAUUAUUUUGAAAAACUGGAGAAACUGUCAGCUGCUGAAGAAGUGCAAGGUGAUGGCCCAAAAAAGGAGCGCACCAAGCUCAUUACCCCUCAGGUGGCCAAACUGGAGCACGCCUAUAAGCCAGUGCAGUUUGAGGGCUCUUUGGGAAAGCUUACUGUCUCUAGUGUGAAUAAUCCCCGAAAAAUGAUUGAUGCUGUUGUGACAUCUCGGAGUGAGGAUGAUGAGACAAAAGAAAAACAGGUUCGGGACAAAAGACGAAAAACCCUUGUCAUAAUUGAGAAGACCUAUAGCUUACUCCUUGAUGUGGAGGAUUAUGAAAGGCGUUACCUCCUAAGUCUGGAAGAAGAGCGACCUGCCCUGAUGGAUGAAAGAAAGCACAAAAUUUGUAGCAUGUAUGACAACUUAAGGGGGAAAUUGCCUGGACAGGAGAGGCCCAGUGAUGACCACUUUGUACAGAUCAUGUGCAUCAGAAAAGGGAAGAGAAUGGUUGCCCGUAUUCUUCCUUUCCUCUCCACAGAGCAAGCGGCUGACAUUCUCAUGACAACAGCCAGGAACCUCCCUUUCCUUAUCAAGAAGGAUGCACAAGAUGAGGUGCUGCCAUGCUUAUUGAGUCCCUUCUCUCUUCUCCUCUAUCAUCUUCCAUCAGUGACUGUCACCAGCCUUCUGCAACAGCUAAUGAACCUACCUCAGAGUGCAGCUGCACCAGCACCCUCCAAUCCUCACCUCACUGCUGUGCUCCAGAACAAGUUCGGCCUGUCACUGCUGCUCGUCGUGCUGAGCCGGGGGGAAGACCUGCAGGGCUCAGACCCCACUUCAGAAUCAACGCAGAGCAACCAGUGGACAGAGGUGAUGUUCAUGGCAACCCGAGAACUUCUGCGGAUUCCCCAGGCAGCCCUGGCCAAGCCAGUCUCUAUACCCACAAACCUAGUAUCCCUGUUUUCUCGUUACGUUGACCGACAGAAACUGAACUUGCUGGAGACGAAACUGCAGCUAGUUCAGGGGAUACGAUAAAAGAUCUCCACGUGUGUCCUGUACCUCCUUUUGGCUGCCACCUGCACUGCUGCCAUCACCAAUGGAGUGUUGUUUUUGAUGAGGGAGGGAAGGUAGCUUAUUCCCCAAAGCGUCUUGUGGGACUGAUUCCUGUUCACAGGGGUUGGCUCUGAAUGCCAGGUAUUUCCCCACUGGUCUGUGAAAUUUGGCUGGGUGAUACUUCUGCUGGUUUCUUCUUACCUUCUGUGUUACAAUUCUGCAUGUCCUACUUUUACUCAAUUCUUCUCAAUUUUGCAUUUUCUUUGCCCUAGAAACACAAAUAUAAUCUCUCCCUUUAUCCCACCACCACUACUCCAGUUCAGAGUAGAUUGUAGCUUGCCAAAGGAUUCCUUCCCUCAUCCUACUGAAGUCUUUUUUCAUUGCCCCAUAUUAAUAUGACUGUAGGAGAGCCAGUUAAGUAGAAGUCUAUAUAUAUGCGCACACACACGCCCCUAUACACACACUUAUGUGGUCUCCAAAGGAUGCUUGAAGAACGAGUUUUAGAUUGAGAAAUAUUUAGGUGACACAACCCUUCUUUAACCACAAACCAGUUGAUGUAUUUUUAAUCUGUUUCUCGUCCCUCUUGUAAUUAAUUUGGUGGGUUCUACUUGUUUUCAUAUAAAUACAGGGUAUGGAGCACGUUUAAUAAAACCAGAAUUAAUUGGCUUAAUUGGCUGAUGCCCAGCUCUAGGCUGAGAAGUCCUUUAUCUCCUCCCCACUUGUAUUUCCUUUGGUUCUGUCCACCUCAGUGAAAACAGCACACGGUUAAGCCUUUUUCCUGCUACAACUGCAGUGUACUUGAGCCUGUCCCCUCAAGUGCAUGGAAGAUUGCCCAAGAUGACCCUAACCUAGAGCCUGCUUCCACAGUGUAGCUUUUGCACACUCAGUCUGUCUUCCUGAGACUACUUCAGUAAGCCAUGCUUUCACUUCUCUCUUUUCUGUUUUUAUUUGGUGCCAUGGGGAGAAACCUCCACACCUAACCAUGGAAGCUAAGUCCGGCCCGUGCUGCUCUUCAGUUUCCUCCACACUGUGGGCAGAGCUGCCGUCCUUGCUGCUUCAUCUCACCCAGGUCCCAUUCCCAGGCAGCCAGGGGCCUGGGCCUGAAUGCGAGCAGGGACAAGCCUGCUGUGACCCUAGUCACUUAUCCCUCCCCCAUUCAGCAGUCAACCAGGAUAAGGGGUUUUGAUCCCUGGUGAUUAUAGCCCUCAAGGAAAUGAAAUCUGAAUUAAUUUCACAUGACUGUCCUGUUGCACAUUUUGCUGUUCUAGCCUUUUCGAAUGUAGUGGGGGAACAGGUUAUGAUAUUUAAUGAGAGUAAACAUUUUGCACAUAAAUGUACAACAGUAAGGUCCUCCGUUAUAUCCAGCUCUCCUUGUUCUCCACCUCCAUUUCUUCCCAUUCAGUGGCCCUGGGUUCGGCCAGCUGUUCCCCCAUGACAUUCCCUGGCUUGACCUCUGCCAUCAUUUUCCACUAGGCGCCUUUCCUACCUUCCCUUCACAACCGAUCAAGUGAAGGCUUGAUUAUUAUUUCUUCUUUUCUGUGCUUUAUCUUUUUUGUUUGGUUUUAAUUAAUAAAAAUUAAAGUUUCUAAAUUUACAUUUUUAUAGGGUAUUGUAAAUAAAAACAAAU
Molecule: messenger RNA, 4211 nt
Organism: Mesoplodon densirostris (Blainville's beaked whale)
Lineage: Eukaryota; Metazoa; Chordata; Mammalia; Artiodactyla; Ziphiidae
Gene: PATL1
Product: PAT1 homolog 1, processing body mRNA decay factor
Exons: 19
Coding region: 251-2566 (771 amino acids)
Biological process (GO): P-body assembly; deadenylation-dependent decapping of nuclear-transcribed mRNA
Cellular component (GO): P-body
Molecular function (GO): RNA binding
Source: RefSeq, a predicted model, not a curated record